Molecule: messenger RNA, 723 nt
Organism: Lithohypha guttulata
Lineage: Eukaryota; Fungi; Ascomycota; Eurotiomycetes; Chaetothyriales; Trichomeriaceae
Exons: 2
Coding region: 1-723 (240 amino acids)
Source: RefSeq, a predicted model, not a curated record
AUGGACAUGGCAACUUCAUCCUCUUCAAGCGACGCUAAGUCCUUCUCGGGACGCACGCCUGCUAGAAUGCCCAGUAUUAACAUGGAGAAAGGCAGUAGCUCAAAGAACAAGCAGCGACCGCAACCGCAACCGCAGCAGCGUCACCAGCAGUCCCAGACUGCAGCAGGCCUCCAAUUUGAUAUGCUAGCCUGGUACCCGAAAUACCAGUCCUGCCAAAGAUAUUUUGUUGACCACGCCCAGCAUGAUUUUCUCGUCCAAGCAUUUGCGGCAUUCAUCAAUAUUCUAUUGCCUUAUCAGCGUCAACCUCCCAUCUACACCUGCCGAGGCGCACGAUCGGCUAAGGAAAGGUUGGACGAAAUCAGCUCCCUAAAACUGGGAACUACUCCUCGCGAGAUCGCGGAUGUGUCAGUCUCUCUAAUCCCAUACAUUCGACGUCUGAUCAUGCACGGCUUUUUUGGGAACGACUGGCAACAAGGUGUUGGACCACAACGGGAGACCGAACGACGUAACUACCUGUUUUCUGCUAAAAGUGGUGGCUGGGCAAACGUCAAAAGGGAUUAUGAUAUGCUACCUCUAGAGACGGUGCCCUUUUUGAGACCUCUGACGAUGCCUCAUGAUGAAGAACUCCAACAAGCUGACAAAUCAUGGAGUGAAUGGCUAGCCAUGGAGGAUUGGAUGGUGGGAUCGAGAUCACCCGACCACUAUCCCGACAACGCCGAGUGA